Zymoseptoria tritici IPO323 is the source of this 273-nucleotide messenger RNA. RefSeq lists its product as uncharacterized. The record is from RefSeq and is a predicted model, not a curated record. The transcript has 2 exons. Bases 1 to 273 code for a protein of 90 amino acids. NCBI's taxonomy places the organism in Eukaryota, Fungi, Ascomycota, Dothideomycetes, Mycosphaerellales, Mycosphaerellaceae.
AUGGGUUCGAGUAUCGCAAGCUCUCCCUGUCCGGCCUCUCGCCUGCGUAGCAACGGCAAUUUACAAAGUACAUCCUCCGCCGCACCGCAACAUGUCUCCAGCACGUCCCAAGGCAACAGCACGCACGACCCAAUACCCUCCUCGUGCGACGACACCACCGAGGCCAAGGAAAACACUCCGCCGGAGCGCGCUCUUCCUGCAUCGUCGGUGAUGCAAAGCGGAGUUGUGCUAAAUGCGGAUGGGAAGAGUAGCAGUGCAGUUCGCGAGCAUUGA